Messenger RNA from Aspergillus niger, 882 nucleotides. RefSeq lists its product as hypothetical. The coding region runs from base 1 to 882 and encodes 293 amino acids. The transcript has 7 exons. The record is from RefSeq and is a predicted model, not a curated record. NCBI's taxonomy places the organism in Eukaryota, Fungi, Ascomycota, Eurotiomycetes, Eurotiales, Aspergillaceae.
AUGCCAUAUCCUUGCAAGGGCGGAGUUUCUGUUACUUUCAAGAUCCAGCAGUGGUUGAAAAAGAGUAAGAAAAGGGAUACUAGACUGUCGGUUGCUGAGCAGUCAAUAUUGGCACUGAUCCCUCGCCAAGUUGGAGAUCGGAGUGAAGGAGAGAGCCGAGCGAGACACAAAAGCCUGCCCAGAAAUACCGCCGAGAAAGCCAAGAGGCGGAGGACACGCAAGUUUCCUCCUAACGUCUUGGAUACGCGGCCAGCUGUUUCUCCGCUCGAAUCCUCAGAAGUUCCCUUCUUGGCUUCACAACGAAGUAACUCAGUCAACGGACGACAGAGAUUGACAAUAGCAGCAAGCCGGGAAGCAGGCGAUGAUGCCAUAAUCUGCAGAUUUGCUGGGAUUGACCCCACAUUCUAUACGUGUUUCUGGAACUGCAUCAGAACCCUUGACAAGGGGCAGGAGGCGACUAUCUUGAAAAUGCAAGUAGCUGGCCAGAUUGGGAAAUUGGCCAUUUACACUUCUCGAUACGAGAGUGCUUAUGAGACGGCUGCUGCUUCAUCGUUGACUCUCGGAAACUUUCCAGAUCGGGCUGGGUUUGCCCGUCCACUGGAUACCCAAAGCGGUAUGCGGCGCCCCACACCAGCACUAGACCUAAAACAGCAUGGUGACGCUAUCGCGGGUUACCUACCUGAACAGACAGUUGCUUUGCUAGUUGAGGCGUGUGUGUCUAUGGACAUGGGCAGGCAGCUGACGGACGGACAGAUGAUCGAAGUGGUCGAUUCAUCAGCUGAGUGGACCGGUCGUCCUCCAAUGCUGUUCGCGGAUGACAAAACUGCCCGGCUAGACGGCACCGGCAGCUGCUUUUUUUCUCCUCUCCUCGGUGACAACUGA